AUGACGCGCGGCACCAACACGGCGUUCCAACAACGCCUGCGUGUGCUGACUUUCACGAUCCCUAUCAUGGUGGUCUCGUCGUAUAUGCUGUACAAGCGUCUCUAUCUAGGCGAACAGCAGCGACCUUUGCCGCCUGACUGGUUCCAGCUCAAAGCUGAGAAGUCGCCGUCUAAGGAUACCACAGAGUCUCCAUAG
Messenger RNA from Malassezia restricta, 195 nucleotides. RefSeq lists its product as uncharacterized. Bases 1 to 195 code for a protein of 64 amino acids. The record is from RefSeq and is a predicted model, not a curated record. The transcript is spliced from 3 exons. Lineage: Eukaryota; Fungi; Basidiomycota; Malasseziomycetes; Malasseziales; Malasseziaceae.